UCCCCUCCCCAGCGAUGCAACCAUGCUCUUCCUACUCCUCUACCUACACAGCGCUCUUGCGCAAAACAGGCUGAUGCUGUUCGGCACGGACAACCCGUGCAGCGGCCGAGUGGACAUCCACGACGGAGGGCAGUGGAAGCAUGUGGGCAACAAGGGCUGGACAGACACCAACAGCCAGGUGGUGUGCAAGAGCCUCCGUUGUGGCGAAGUUCACAACACCAUCACAGAGUACAUAGACGACCGCAACCUCCACGAGUCAACUUGGGCCCAAAACCUCCGGUGCUCUGGAAAAGAGGAAAACCUGUGGACAUGUGGUCAUGACAAGACUUCCCAAGCACUUCCCAAGCAACAUGUAUACGUCACCUGCUCCAAAAGACCAAAGCUUAGUCUGGAUAAACAAAGAUGUGCUGGAUUCGUGAAGCUGACAACAGACAGAGAUUACACAUUGUGUGCUGCUGAUGAAAGUGCUAAACAGCAGAUUGGAGAGAAGGUGUGUAAAGAACUCAACUGUGGUGAACCUACCUCAAGUCCAAACCCCCUUGUCUGGGGAGGGGGAUUGGAUAAGACGAAAUAUAACUGUGUGGGUGAUGAAAAAUCCCUCUGGCGGUGUAUUGACUGGUCUUCAUCGGGCACAUGUGUAGAACCAGUCAGUGUCACCUGUACACACCAUUUCCACUUCCGUCUAAGGGGAGACAAAUCACACUUGUGCUCAGGGGACCUACAAGUGUUUGGAAGUGGAGAGAAGUGGGAGCCCGUGACCAGUGAGAGCUUUACCAAAAAUUUCACAAACUGGAGUCCCAAAGACAUCUGCGAUCAGAUGGACUGUGGAGGAGAUGGCAGUCAUAAGAUCAAUGGUGGCAAAGUUUCUCUUUCCUGCUCAGAUAAUGUCACCAUGGCACUAGAAGGUGGCACAUGCCAUGGGACCAUCUACUUACAGAGAAACACUGAAAAGACGGCAGUAUGUUAUGCUGAUGAAAAGAUUGGUCAAAUAGCAUGCAAGGAGAUGGAAUGUGGUGGGUUUAUUAAAACUUACCAAAGGCCCAUAUCGGGUUACGGGUGGAAAUUGUCUUGCAAAGACCAUGCUCAGUCCUUGUGGCACUGCCAAAGAUCGCAAGCCUCAUGUGGCCAACAAUCGCAAGCCAUCAUGUGCUCAGACAGCUACAAGGUGCGCCUCCGCGAUGGUCUGGACGAGUGCUCUGGGAGGGUGGAGGUGCAGUACCAGGGCAGCUGGAGGAAGGUUCAGAAGACGAGGUGGGACAAAGGGCUCUCUGACCGAGUGUGCAAAGAUUUGGGGUGCGGUGAAUCCCAUAAAGACGGCAGUGGCAUUUUUAUCGAUGGGACCGACGAUAACAAACCACAUCUACAGUUGACUGAGAAGUGCGCAAAAAAUGUCCAUAUCCUUAAGUGCCUGACUGAGAGCACUUCGCAACAGAAGAAGGAAUUCAUUGAUGUUAUUUGCCAAGGUCAUCAUCUGUUUUUUGUGAGGGGGAAUAGCCACUGCUCAGGAACAGUAGAAGUCGAACAGGCAGGUGUGGUGUCCCUCCUCUCCGGAGAGCCAGAGAGCUGGGACGACGCUGCUGCUAAGCACGUCUGUGAAAGGAUGCACUGUGGUGGCCUGAUCUCCCACAGCUCCAAGAACCAAACCACCGAUCGUUUGAUGCAACUGAGCUUGAAUGACACGUCAGGUCGUAGAUAUACACUGCAACAAGCCAGCGCAAACAGCGGAAUGGUGGCCACUGUGAAUUGCGCUGGCAAUGUAUCCGUGAUGCUGAAAAACAACCGCAAAGGAAGCAAGGAAGCGACCAAAGACAGGUGCUGGGGAUACGUCGAGGUGUGUCGCGGGGGAAAGUGUGGAGGGGUGUGCCGAGACGUGUGGAAGCACUCUGAGAAGCUGUGCUCCAAACUCGGUUGUGGGCGACCUGUGAACACGAACCAGGAUCCAAGGCAAAGCAUGGAGAUGAACUUGGUCUUCAACAGCAUUCACUGCCCUGACAGUGACAGUGUGUCCGAUCUGGGGACCUGCACAGGGGUCUCGUACAAUCAUUCGUGUACAAAGGCGGCCUAUGUCACUUGUUCAGGUAGUCUCAUGGCCAAGCUGGACGACCCUCGUGACAAAUGUGCUGGCAAUGCAAAGGUGUACCUGGAGGGCCAGUGGCUACCUCUCUGCGGCUCUGUGGAGAAGGACAUUCAAAACUCGGUCUGCAAUGACGUGGGCUGUGGUGUAGCAAGCAGUCUAACAAUGGCCACUCCUGACGAGUCCUCACAAGGACUGACUGUCACAUGUGAAAAGGGUUCCAUGUCUAUGGAAAGCUGCACGACAAUACAGUACAAUACCGCUCAGUGUUCCAAGGUUGCCAAAGUCAAGUGUUCAAGCUGGCGUCGUCUGGUGGUCUUCUCCAGGAAGAGCUAUUGCGAUGGACCAGUGUCUGUCAAGACAGACAGCAAUCUCUUCCCCGUCCCCUCCCAUACCUGGGGGGAGAACAGCACCGAGGCCAAGUCGCUCUGCAGCAACCUAGGCUGCAGCGGGCCGGGGACAUUCUCCAAGAAUGAUACUCGAUUCAACCAGUGGUGGAACAAGACCUACAGCUGCCAGUCCCAGAACAUCUGGGAUUGUGAGAGAGAAGCACAGGAGAUACACCAACAGCAGCUGUACGUCCAUUGUGAAGGACAAAAGCAGGUGACAUUGUCUGACGAGUGCUAUGGGGAGGUGAUGAUCGACAGCGAGAAAGUCUGCUCCAACGGAUGGACUGACAAAAUGUCAGAAAUGGUCUGUGACAAUCUCAGAUGCGGGGCUCAAUAUUCCUACAAGUCAAAUUCUUCAUCCGGUGAUAAGCUACGCCAGUUCGACUGCACUGGUGAGGAGGCCAGACUCAUGCAGUGCUCAUCAUGGACACCAAAGGUCUGCAGUGGUGGCGGAGCCGUGUCUGUGAUGUGUAGAAACGCUUUCAACUUCAGUCUGACUCACCAUUGUGGUGGACAGUUCAGGGUGUUUCAACACGGAGAAUGGCAGGCUGCAUGUGUGAACCUGAAUGACGGUCGAAAGACGGCCAACCUGCUUUGCCAAAAGUUGAAAUGCGGAAAUUACAACAGCAGCAAGGAACAUCACGGCAAGCCAGAAUCCCAGAAAACUGGCAUCCAAACUGUCCUUUCCUGUCAAGACAAGACCGAGCUUGAGCGCUGCGUCCAACGGCUCAGUUGUGGUUCUGGUUACGAGAGGGAGAUAUAUUGUGAUGGUUUCGUGGACAUCUUCCCUCCUCCCGAACUCCCGAUCAAUCUGAUUGUUGGAGUCACAGUGGGUCUGCUGCUGCUGGUGAUCAUCAUUGUCCUAGUGCUUUGGCAACGAAAACGCAUAACAAAGCUGCUGCGCGGUUUGUCCCGGACUACAACAACCGUCACCAGCGAAGAUAUUGAGCAGCCAGAAAUUGUUAGCCUGAAGGAUGGCAUCGAAAUGAGGUUGCAGAAUCAAGCCAACGGGCGAGAGAAGGUUCCGGAUAGCCAGAGCCAGGUAUCCUCUGAGUAUGAUGACGUGGCCGAGGACAGCCAGAUGGAAGUGGCCAGUCCUGUAACCAGCCAGGAUGAGGACGCUCCACCUCUGCCAGAACGUGACAUGGAGCAGGACGGCGAGAGCGAUGACGAUGACGAUGACGAUGGCGAUGACGGGGAGGGUUAUGACGAUGUGGCUGAACCAGAACCAGCCAUUGAAGAGGAGGAGGAGGAGGAGCGGAGGGCCCUGCCACCAUCACCGCUACAGGAGACCAGGGCGCUCCUGGAGGAGGAAGAAGACUACAUCGAGCCAGACAACGACCCGUGACCAGAGGUUGAGGAGGAAGUGGUUUAGUUUGUCACACAUACUGUAGGUUCCUCAGAAAACUUGUAGGGCAGUGGUUUUCAACUUUGGGGUGGGGGGACCCAAUAUGGAGUCGCCUGGAAUUCAAAUGGGGUCGCCUGAAAUGUCUAAUAACAUCAGGCUAAUUAAUUAAUAUUCUGAUGGAAAUGCCACAUUCACUCUUACACAUUUUCAGAAAUAUCUACAGGUUUAAUAGCCUACAAGUUAGCUCAGUCUUUUUUUUAGUCAGGUAAAAAAUAUGUGUAUGGGGCCCGGUCCCCAGAAAUUUGUGGUGUCAAAAUGGGUCCCGAGCCAAAAAAUGUUGGGAGCCACUGUUUUAGAGGUUCCUCCUCAGUGGCAAACUUAAGGUUCUUCAGUAUGGUAUGAGGAGGAUAAGUAGAAGGAGCAGGCUGAGGAAGAGGAAGAGGUUGAUGAGGAGUAGGUAGUAGGUGGAAGAGCAGGUGGUUAUAUGUUUCAUAUUCUUGAGGAAAUAAAAGUUGUGUAUCAAUUUGAGUAUCCGGCAGGUUUAACCCCAAGUCUUUGGGCCACAAUAUUUAGCCACUCCAAAAACUUCGAACCUUAAAGCUUCAGUUAUCAUAAUAUCUUUUAAAAAUUGCGUUAAGAAAACCUGAGAGAAUGAUAUAGCUUGCAGAAUGUAUAAGACCAGCUACCUGAGAGUGGCUACGUAUUUUUUUUCAUGUAAAAUACACAUAUUGAAAAUUUUGGGACUCACCAAGCAAAUGCAAUAUAUUUCUUGACAUUUAAUGAACAUACAUUUGUUUGUCCAUGCUGGGUAAGCUAAUUUACUGAAUGGGUUUCCCUUGUUACAGUUUUUUUAAAGUAUUUUUUGGGGGGCUUUUCAGCCUCUAUUGGUUUUUGUGAGACAGGAUAGUGAAGGAGAGACAGGAAGUGAGAUGGGAGGGAGAGAUGGGGAAGGACCGGCACAGGACCCGAACCGGGAAUCGAACCCGGGUCGACUGAGUGGUAAACAUGUGCCCUACCAUAUCAGCCACGGCAGGGCCCCCUUGUUACAGUUUUUAACAGGUUUUAAUAUGCUCUAAAAAAAGAAAAAAAAGAAAAAAGACAAAAAAACAUAUAGUUUGAGGAAUAGACCUGAAAUCGUGUUUUGAUUUUGACAUGUAAAUACUGAGAUAUUUAGUUCCUUAAAAUUUAAUUUUCUUAUACAUAUAGAGUAUACAGUAUUAUAUAGCAUGUAAUUGUUAUGUGUAGGUUGAUGCGGACAACCAACAUGUUAAAUCAUGUAGCUAUGUUGCUCUUACAUGAUCCAGUGUUUAUUAAAGUGACCACAGUCUACAACAAAACUCAAGUAGACAUGUUUUAACUAAACCGCCUUUGUACUAUGUGCAAUCUAGCCACACAAUAUUUUGGAGCAGAGUAUAGCAGUUACUGUAUACUGUGUUUUACUUCAAAUAUUGGUACAUAAUGGAGGAAUUAGCUAUUAACAAACUGAGAAAAAUCUCUGCAUAAUAUGUAGGUGUAUAUUACUUAGUGACAUUAGAAUCAGACAUUUUGUUUCAUUUUGCAUUAUUCUUUUUUGCUCUAUGACAUAGCUCUAUGCUGUCUUAAUUUUUUAUUUGUAAAAGUACAUAAUCAUGAAAACUGCACACAAUACAAGCAAACAGAUGUAAUUCUAAAACUAUUUUACAUAGAAGAAUCAUUUUCUUAUUUUGACCAAUGAUUUUCUUUUAUAUUCCAAAUAAUCCUCAAGCCUUUGUAGCCAUAUUAUGCCUGUGGUUGCAGUCACGGUCAACAUGCUUUACAACAGAAAAAUACAUUUCCUGUCAGCGAAUGUCAGAACAUCCAACAAAUAAAUAAAAAGCAUUGCAGCUUUUCAGCAUUGACAGUACUGCAGCACCGCUGUAGCAUUGGAGUAAUGUGAUCUUUUAGAGAGAGGGGAGAGGGAACUUUAGUCUGGGUGGUUGAGCAAGAGCGAGGGUGAAGUGGUUCAAGCACACUUGUACCAGAGGGCAAGGCAAGCAGCUGUGCCACACUGAUCACUCUAGAACACUCCAGAACACUCUGAGAAUCUCUUAAUUGGCCUGAGGUCCAGUGCUUCCCACCCAUCUUGUCAAGUGCAGAGUAUUUUUCAAAGCAGUUGUCAGUUGUAACCAAAAAACUAAGCACUAUGUCAAUUAUUUUUUUGUAUAACACAGGCAUUUUUAUAUUACAACAAAACUAAUCUUUUAAUAAUGGUAUGUAAAUAGAAAGCUUCUGUUGAUUUACAGUUUUUUAAAUGUCGCAAGUGCUUAUUAUCUUAAAGCCUUAAAACGCAAAUAAAUUGCUGAUGUACUGAUAUACUGAUAUUUUACUCACAAAUAUUUUCAUGUAAUGUUUUACACUGUUUCUUAAUUGUUCCAACCAAAAAAAUAAACA
This is a messenger RNA of Engraulis encrasicolus (European anchovy), 6220 nucleotides long. Its product is annotated as antigen WC1.1. Gene Ontology annotation, cellular component: plasma membrane. Gene Ontology annotation, molecular function: serine-type endopeptidase activity. The transcript has 17 exons. Lineage: Eukaryota; Metazoa; Chordata; Actinopteri; Clupeiformes; Engraulidae. Bases 23 to 3811 code for a protein of 1262 amino acids. The record is from RefSeq and is a predicted model, not a curated record. Gene Ontology annotation, biological process: zymogen activation.